AUGCUCCGUUGGGCGGUAUGCCUCGUUUUCGCGCAGCUCACCCUGCUUGUGGGGGCCAUGGAGAAACCUGAUGAUUGCCCUGAGUCUGACUGGACCUCGCUGUGUGCCGGCGCGGCCAGCUGCAAGUCCUUAGCAGAGGCGGGGCUCACCUGUUCUGCCGUCAGCAUGGUCAGUGGAUGUGAUGUGGCUUGUGCCAGCCCUUGCUGCAUCACCACCACCACCACGACCCAAACCGCGACCAGCGUGACGGAGACCACUACCAUGUCCACUGUCACAGCUACAGAGACCUCGGUGACCGUCACCAACACAGCCACCACAGUGACUCACACAGAGACGGCAACCACUGCCACUCACACAGAGACCACAUCGAUGACAGCGACCAUGACGACGGCGACGGCCACGGAUACCGCCACCGUGACCGUCACGGCCACGAACACGGUGACCACCACCCAGGGUCCCGCGGCACUGGUGACGCUGGUGCUUCAGGUGGAGACAACCAACAUCAGCGCAGCCACUUAUGUGAAGGACGCCAGGGUCUACGCUGCUUGGAGAUCGGUGAUGGUGGACUUGACAGAGCUGGAAUCCAAACAGGUCGACGUGGAGAUGGAACCCGGAGUUCUGGGGAACCUGACCGUGACCUACGUGCUGACCAUCCCAUAUAACAGUGAGGAUGGCACUCUCACGCCCAGCGUUGACCUUGACACGGUCAAAGCCAAGCUCAUGGAAGUGAAUGCCAAGUCCUUCAACGAGAUGCUGGACGCCAAGAUGGACGUAUAUGUGGGCGACGGGAAGUACAUGCAGGAGGUGGUUAGCAUGAAAGAGACGGACACGAAUGCCGUAAACGAUGCUGUAUCCAGGCAUCUCUCGAUUUUGCUGACGCUGGGCUUAUGCCUGCUCGGCCGACUUCGUGCUAGCUGA
Molecule: messenger RNA, 918 nt
Organism: Symbiodinium sp. CCMP2456
Lineage: Eukaryota; Dinophyceae; Suessiales; Symbiodiniaceae
Source: the annotation of a GenBank genome assembly